AUGUUACUUGGAAAUGAUUGGAUCAAUAAAUACAAAAUUCAUCUGUUAAGUGACGAACAACGGCUCACGAUUCCUGCAUUUAAAGGCCGAAGAUUAUCAUUUCCAUAUGUCGCGCCACCUGACCUUAGUUAUCCAGUUUAUCUCGCUGAACAAAUUACCAUACCAGCUUCUUCACAACGACUAAUCAAUGUUAAUUUACAAGUAAAACAGGCAAAUGAUUUAAUUUUUCAACCUAUUAACCAUCUUCAAUCAAAACUUUUAUUUAUUCCAAAUGCAUUUGUCAAUGUAUUAAAUUAUACAACCAAAGUGCUUCUUAUUAAUGCACAGAACAAACAAAGAACAUUAGCGAAGAACACCAAGGUUGGAAUUAUCUCAAGAGAAUUAGAACCUUCUGUCUGUUUGGUUCUAAAUAAACCAUCAUCAAAUUUGAAUCAAGAUCAUUCAUCAAGGCUCUUGUCGAACAGCAGAACCGUCCGUCUUCAAGCGGAUGAUUCGUCUAAUCAAACGGAGGCUCAGUGUGAUAAAUGUCAUAAAAAGUUUUUAAGCGGAAACGAUUUACAGCAACAUUUACGUGAAAUAUGCUAUCCUCAAGAAAUUCGUGUCCAUAUUAACAAAUUAACACAACACAUAGAAGAUCCAACGCAAAAAAUACAGGUGCAAGAUAUUCUCUGGCGAAAUAAAGAUAUAUUUGAUUCAACGCCAUCCAUCGUUAAUAUCGAACCACAAUCAGCUAUUAAAACUGGUAAUCAUCCUCCAAUCUUUUGUAAACAGUAUCCAGCAAGUGCCAAAGAUCAGCAGACCAAAGCAGAAGAAGUCAAUAAAUUACUGCAAAGAGGCCAAAUUGAAGAAUCAACAUCGCCGUGGUCCUCACCUGUCGUACUCGUGAAAAAGAAGGAUGGCACCAUUCGAUUCUGCAUUGAUUAUAGGAAGCUGAACGAUGUUACGAUAAAAGACGUCUUUCCCCUGCCAAGAAUCGAUGAAAUCUUCGAUGAGCUAGCAGCCGCCGUAUUCUAUACAAAAUUUGAUUUCAAAGCAGGAUACUUUCAAAUACCACUGGCACGUCAAGAUCGAUCCAAAACGGCAUUCAGCACAAGACAUAAUCAUUACCAGUUUACGGUGCUCCCUCAAGGAAUCAGCAACGGCCCGCCGACAUUUCAGCGCAUAAUCAAUCAUAUAUUAGGACCAUCCCGUUGGCACUAUGCCCUGGCUUAUAUCGACGACAUCAUCAUUUAUUCAUCGACAUUUGAAGAACAUCUAAUUCAUCUUAAUGAAAUUUGCAAGAAAUUAAAAGAUGCGAAAUUCAAACUAAAUCCCGAUAAAUGUACUAUAGUAAAAACUAAAAUUGAAUAUCUUGGACACGUAAUCGAACAGGGCAAAAUCCAUCCAUGCCCGAACAACAUUCGCGGCUUAAUUAAUACACGAAUCCCAAAAACACCGGCUGAAGCGUCCAGGUUUUUGAAAGCUGCCGAAUACUACAGGAAAUUUAUUCCAAAAUUCUCCAUCAUCACUGAACCUCUGCGUAAAUUCGUGCCAACAACCAAAACAGAAGCCAGAAAAUACCAGAAGCAACAAAUCACAUUGACAGCUGAAGAAUUACAAGCAUUCGAACAAUUGAAGCAAAUCUUGACAUCUGCUCUCGUCCUUCGUCUACCAAAUAAUAAAUAUGCGUUCAAGGUUCAAACAGACGCCUCCGAUCAAGGCAAUGGAUGUGUUUUAUUACAAGAUUACCCUGAUGGAGAACACCCAUCUGGAUAUAUUUCAAAGAAAUUUACUUCAUCACAGAAAAAAUGGUCACCAAUUGAGCAGGAAUGCUAUGCUCUUAUUUGUGCUCUUGAUAAAUGGCAUAUAUAUCUUAGUGGUACAAAAUUUACAUGGGAAACAGACCACCGUGCGUUGAUACACUUGAAAAAUAAAGCACAAACAAACAAAAGAUGUGAAAGAUGGAGAUUGAGAAUCGCCGAAUACCAGAUUCAAAUUAAACAUAUUAAGGGAAUAAAUAACCCAAUGCCUGAUUACCUUUCACGAUCUCCGGUAGAUGAUCCAGAAGAAGAUCCCGACGAAUUAAUCGACGUAUCAUCAAAAUCGACACAAACAGAAGCAAUUGCAUCUUCUUUACCUAUUGUCUUUGCUGUCCAAACUCGCACUAUGGCAAAACAAAACACAGCCGAUCAAUCUGUAGUUAAACCUCCUGUUUCAACGACCCCAUUAACUCUAGAAGUCAAACCUGAAAGCUGUAUCAUACCAUUCACAUUAGACGAAUUGAAAAUGGCACAACAGAAUGAUGAUGAAACAAGGCAAAUUAUUGAUGAUAUUAAAAAUCACCAUAAUUAUUUUACAAAAAACGGUCUAUUAUUGCGUCGCAAUACUCCACCGGUGCCACUGGUACCAAAAGGAAUUCUUCGUAAUAGCAUUCUCAAAAUAUAUCAUGAUACGGCAGCCAAUGGAUCGCAUUUCGGCCGUGAUAAAACCCUACACAAAAUCAGAGAACGAUAUUAUUGGCCAUCCAUGACAAAAGACAUCCAACACCACCUCAAAUCAUGUAUCCAGUGCGCGCAAUUCAAUCCACAACGACGAAAAGCACCUGGACAUUUAAAGCCAAUACCACCUCCAAGCGGCGUUUGGGAAUUACUAAGUAUGGAUUUCCACGGCCCGAUCACACCGUCAUCAAAACGUGGCAACAAAUAUAUAAUCACCAUCACCGACGUCCUCUCAAAGUUCGUUAUAGCUAAAUCCGUGCGGGAUUGUUCUGCAACAACGGUAGUCCGUUUUUUAAAAGAAGAUGUCAUUACCAAAUUCGGUACACCCAAAUGCAUUCUAACGGACAACGGCACACAUUUCACUGCAUCAUUAACGGAAGAACUAUUUAAACAAUUCGGUGUCGUCCAUUUGUACACGACACCCUACCACCCUCAAACAAAUGGCCAAAUUGAAAGAUUUAAUAGUACUAUGGAUUCAAAGAUUGGAGCACUUUCAAACCAAAAUAAAAGUGACUGGGACGAACAAUUAUCUUUCGUUAUUUUCAGUUAUAACACUUCGAUCCAUUCCACAACAAAAGAAGUGCCAUUCAAAUUGUUAUUCGGUCGUGUUCCAGUUCUUCCUUUUGAUCAUCAGGACGAAAUCGUUUCCAUCCCUCAAGACCCGGAUUAUACCAAAAAACUAGAUGAAUAUUUAUCAUCUUUAACGCAAGAAGCAAGAAAUAAUAUUGCGAAUAAUCAAGCACGAUAUAAAAUACGUUAUGAUUCAAAUCGUCAAAAUCCGUCGUAUCGAAUCGGCGACUUAGUUCUCAUCAAGAGCCUUGGCAUGCGUUACAAAUUUGACGUACGAUAUGAGGGCCCCUUUAGGAUAAUUCAACAAAACGGCCAAAAAACAUUCGUCGUGGAACAUGUAAAAAAGAAUACAUUACGUCGACAAGUGACAGUCGAUCAGGAAGAAAUUGAUUGUCUUCAAGACCGAUUAAUAAAUGCAAGAUUAACAAAAAAUCAACGUCGAUCAAUUAGAAAAAAUAUUAAAAAUUUGAAAUAUUUCUUGACAUAUGACGUAUUCGAACCGUUAAAUUUUACAACUGAACAUGUUACGUAUAGAACAACAGAAUUUCAGUUACAAGAUUAUAUAAAUAAAGCAAGCAAUGCUGUCCGUUUCUUCCUUGACACCGAAUCGAUUAUUCAACCUCAUACUCGAGCUCCUAAUCGUCCCGCUCUUAUUCAAAUUCAAAUAGUCCACCCAAACGAAUCGUCUCUUGUCCUCCUCUUCGAAACGAAAUUUAUGCCAAGAACAACGUCCCCGAAAUUCACAUUAGUUCAACAAUUAUUCAAGACCAUUUUAACCUCGAAAGCAACAAUUCAUUCGUGGGGUUCAAUCCGUGAACUUGAUAAUUUCGUUCCGUUUGGUUUAUUCGAUGAAUCACAAAUUUUAAAUGCAAACUCCAUCGAUCAACAAAUAAAUUAUCAUAUACUAACCUUACAAUCCAACUGUCAUUGUGAACUAUGUAGUCAAAAAUUAGAGAACGAUCCAUUUUCACUUCAAGAUGCAUUAGUCCAUUCGAGCCGUUUAUUUUUAAACAAGCAAUGUACGAUUUCCAAAUUUGAUUGUGGCUUGGACCCUCGACUUUUCUCACGUACUCGAGAACAAACAAUUCAUUGUAAACAACUCAGUGACUAUGCAGCAGCAGAUUGUCUUGCGAUUCAACAUUUGUUCACAAACGGAUUUUUAAAGGAUAUCCAACUUCAUUAUCAUCAUCAUUAUCCAGAUUCAUCACCGUCUCCUCAACGUUUUCCUACUUUACCAUUGGCACCACCCCUCGUCUCAUUACCAUUGGAAGACAACGACUAUGAAAUGAUUUCUGAUGAUGAAAAUAAUAAUAGCACAACAGAACAACAACGCACAAAUGAAGCACCAACAUGUUUAAGGAUGAUUCUCAAACGUCCAGAACUUUGGAAACAAGUAGAAGAUUCUGAAGAAGAAGAACAACCACCGCUACCAAAAAACUCUCGACGACCGAUUUCGAUCGAAGAAUAUAGACAACGACGUGCGCUAAUAACAGUAACAUCAAUGACGUCUCCCACUCCCGUUUCAUUAUCACCAAAACUUCCACAACAGGAACACGAACAAUCCCAACCGUAA
This is a messenger RNA of Didymodactylos carnosus, 4620 nucleotides long. Lineage: Eukaryota; Metazoa; Rotifera; Eurotatoria; Philodinida; Philodinidae. The record is from the annotation of a GenBank genome assembly.